Molecule: messenger RNA, 832 nt
Organism: Daktulosphaira vitifoliae (grape phylloxera)
Lineage: Eukaryota; Metazoa; Arthropoda; Insecta; Hemiptera; Phylloxeridae
Product: serine/threonine-protein phosphatase PGAM5, mitochondrial-like
Exons: 4
Coding region: 232-654 (140 amino acids)
Biological process (GO): positive regulation of mitochondrial fission
Cellular component (GO): mitochondrion
Source: RefSeq, a predicted model, not a curated record
UGAAGAUGAUAAAGAAAAAAACGAGUACAAUAAAAAACUUGAAAGCAAAAAAUCCAAAGCAACAAGAUAUAUUUUUCUUAUAAGACAUGGACAGUAUAAUCUAAAGGGUGAAACUGAUGAAGAAAGAAAAUUAACUGAACUAGAUGUUUUUUAGGAAGAAAACAAGCACUUCACACAGGUGAAUAUUUAAGUGUUUUAAAUUAUCCAUGGACAUCUAUCACACAAUCAACUAUGACUCGUGCAGUAGAAACUUGUUCAUUGAUCCAGAAGCAUUUAUCACCAGAUAUACCCAUAAGCUCAACUGACUUGCUUAGAGAAGGAGCACCAAUACCACCAGAUCCUCCUAGCAAGCAUUGGAAACCUGAUUUAUAUCAGUUUUACCAAGAUGGAGCUCGUAUUGAAGCUGCUUUCAGAAAAUUUAUUCAUAGAGCUCCUCCUUAUCAAAAAGAAGAUUCAUAUGAAAUAAUUGUUUGCCAUGCUAAUGUUAUAAGAUAUUUUGUAAUGAGAGCACUUCAAUUGCCACCUGAAGCUUGGCUGCGUUUAAGCUUAGAUCAUGCGAGUAUAACCUCUCUUUCUAUCUAUCCUAAUGGUCGAGUAGCACUUCGUUGGUAUAGUAACUCUGGAUAUAUGCCACCUGAUUCAAUAAGUCAUUGAAAAAUGUUUGUAUGUAUAGAUAUUCAUUUGAUAAAGUUAUGUAAUUAAGUAUUAUUUUUGGUAAAAAAAAAAAGGAUACUUUAAAUUAAAAAAAAAAUUAUGUUUUGGUAAAAUAUUUGUCUGAAAUAGUAAUGGAAACUUUUUCAAUAAAAAAUAAAUUUUUUUUGUAUUUCAUCAA